This is a messenger RNA of Magnolia sinica, 1539 nucleotides long. RefSeq lists its product as uncharacterized. The record is from RefSeq and is a predicted model, not a curated record. The coding region runs from base 1 to 1539 and encodes 512 amino acids. Lineage: Eukaryota; Viridiplantae; Streptophyta; Magnoliopsida; Magnoliales; Magnoliaceae. The transcript is spliced from 3 exons.
AUGGAACAUGAUUCUAAUGACGAUGAGGCAACAACUAUUCCCUCCAAAGUUAAAAAGAUUCCAGCAAAGACAUUGUGGCAUUUUCCAUUAAUACCAAGGUUACAAAGGUUAUUUAUGGAAGCACAAACAGCUAAAAACAUGAAAUGGCAUGACAAGGGACGAACCAAGGAUGAGUGCAUGAGACAUCCUGCUGAUUCUCCUGCAUGGAAAUCUUUUGACGAGCAACACCCAAAUUUUUCAUAUGAUAGUCGUAAUGUUAGGCUUGGGUUAACAACUGAUGGAUUCAAUCCCUUUGGGAUGAUGAGCCCGCAUGGUGUUGGCAAUAAUAUCGACGUGUAUCUACAACCGUUGAUAGAAGAAUUGCUUAAAUUGUGGGAGGUUGGUGUCGACACUUACGAUGCAUCAUCGAAGUUGAAUUUUCGAAUGCGUGCUGCUUUGUUAUGGACUAUUAGUGACUUUCCUGGAUAUGCAAUGUUGUCAAGAUGGAGCACAAAAGGUAAGCUCGCUUGUCCUAACUGCAAUAAGGACACAAAGUCCCAGUGGUUGACACAUAGCCAUAAGUUUUUUUACAUGGGUCAUCGUCAAUUUUUGGAUAGAGAUCAUAGGUAUAGACAUGAUAAAAGGAACUUUAAUGGAAAGCUGGAGUUGAGAGAUGUGCCGAAACAACUAUCUGGAAAUGAAGUGUUAGCUCAAGUGAGCAAAAUUAACAUAAUAUUUGAAAAGAAGUCUGAUACCAAAGUUGGAAAGAAGAGAAAUCGAGACAAUAAUAAGGAAAAGGGAAAGGCAUCUUGUUGGAAGAAGAGAAGUAUUUUCUUCGAUUUACCAUACUGGGCAGGUAAUAUGUUGCGUCACAGCCUUGAUGUGAUGCACAUCGAGAAGAAUGUAUGCGACAAUGUCCUUGGGACGUUGUUGAACAUCGACGGGAAGACAAAGGACAAUGUGAAGUCUCGUCUGGACCUCCAAGAAAUAAAGAUAAGACGAACACUUCACCCAAAGCAGAGACCAUCAGGCAAAACAUAUUUGCCCCCUGCAUGCUUUACAAUGGCGAAUAAGGAGAAGGAUGAUUUCUACAGAGUCAUAAAGAACAUGAAGGUACCAGAUGGCUAUGCGAGUAAUAUCUCACGAUGUACCAAUCUCAAAAUGAAGAAGAUUUUAGGACUCAAGAGCCAUGACACUCAUGUUUUGAUGCAACAAAUACUUUCGAUCGCCGUGCGAAGGACAUUACCUCCAAACGUGAGCUCAAUCCUAAUUGAAUUAAGCGGAUUCUUUAGAGAUUUGUGUUCCAAGGUUGGCUGGAUGCAGGAUUUCAAGUUUCUUGAAUCUCAGAUUACUUUAACACUUUGCCAUUUAGAGAGGAUCUUUCCAUCGCCAUUCUUUGAUAUCAUGGUGCAUUUGCCUAUACAUUUAGCCAGCGAGGCAAUGUUAGCCGGGCCAGUACAGUACCGCUGGAUGUACCCAAUCGAAAGGUACCUACAGAGACUAAAGUCCUACGUUCGAAACAGAAGUCGGCCAGAGGGUUCGAUUGCAGAGGGUACCUAA